Caenorhabditis briggsae is the source of this 1278-nucleotide messenger RNA. Lineage: Eukaryota; Metazoa; Nematoda; Chromadorea; Rhabditida; Rhabditidae. The coding region runs from base 1 to 1278 and encodes 425 amino acids. The transcript is spliced from 7 exons. The record is from RefSeq and is a predicted model, not a curated record.
AUGGACUCCUCUUUUGCCAUGUUUGCGGAUUUGGCCAGUAUUUUUCCAAGUGGUGUCAUUGGUACUGAAGACAUCGAGAAGAACCCGAUUCCUGCAGCUACUCCUGCUCUUUCCACUGUCCUGAGCAUGAGCUCAGACUUUGCAAUGGAGACCUCCAACCUUCCAAAAUCGCUGGAAAUCAGUAUGGAUGCUGUACAACAUGCGUUGGAAACACCUUCACCAGUGGAUGCCAAGAUGAGAAAACAACCAAAGAAGGCUCCAAGGAAGAAGAAAGCAGAUAUGGAUGCAUUGGAAGCCUCCCAAAACAUGUCAAUUUUGCAAGGCAUGUUCUCCAACAACGACUCAUGGGUCAUCUCAUCGCUCAUGAGUGACAUUCUCAACAAGCUGGACCCUCCAAAACCCAAGAAGCGUACCCGUGGACCCAACAAGAAUCCAAGAGUCAAAAAAGCAAAGUUGGAUGAGAGUUUGGACGUUUCUAGAGAUCUGGAAGUUUCUAGAGAUAAUGCGAAACCCCAACUUUCUCUUCCGAUGAAUAUCCAAAGCCCCCAGGAGUUACUCAAAAAUUGGAACCUUGGACAGUUCGUCCUUGGCUUGCCAUUCCAGCUUGUGAAUCCAAAUCAACCGAGUCUGAACAGCCUGAUUCAGAUGGCCACUGAGAGAACCAAGAUCUUCAAUCAACUCACAGACAUUAGCUCUCCUAAAUACGAUCCUUCUCUUGGGAUGAACAAGAUCCGUGGAUAUUUCCCAGAUAUUAAGACAGCUGACUGGCAAGAAAGAUUGAAACUUGUGCAGGAUUGCCAGAAGUAUGAAGAAAAGGGAAUUCCGCAAUUCAACAAGCCGAAUCCAUCAUCCGGUGAUAUUAUGAGAUGGUACGAGAACUUCAAUCAGUUGAUAAAAGCAAAAGCGCAGGCUGAAGCUACUAAACGGACUCCAGUGGUAGCUGCACCGACACCAUCGAAUCCACAAAUGGAACUAAUGAAAUUAAUGCAGUCUCAAAGUCAGGUCCAACCAUCCACUUCCAGUGCUCCACAACCACUGGUUUCACAUAUGUCUCCACUUGACUUGUUGAUGCAAUGUGCUGGAGUAUUGGGUCUCAAUGCUCAGACACAACCAUCUGCUCCACAAGCUCCGCAAACUCCAAAACCUGCUCAGUUGAUGGCUCAGAUGAUCCAAGCUGGAUUAUCGACUUCUCUCGGAGUUCAGACACAACAGUUCUCUCCACAGAUUCCGGAGAUCCCACAGCCGGCUCAAAAUGCGUUCAGUGUUCAGGUACAGUAA